Eupeodes corollae is the source of this 12503-nucleotide messenger RNA. It is a transcript of the gene Cadps, whose product is annotated as calcium-dependent secretion activator. Lineage: Eukaryota; Metazoa; Arthropoda; Insecta; Diptera; Syrphidae. The coding region runs from base 1840 to 6540 and encodes 1566 amino acids. Gene Ontology annotation, biological process: dense core granule exocytosis; synaptic vesicle exocytosis. The record is from RefSeq and is a predicted model, not a curated record. The transcript has 27 exons.
AUGUGUUGAAACACAAAGCUCAUUAAUAUGUGGCACGCAUGCCACAGGGUUGUCACUGUCAUCGAAAUUUCAAAAUUUAGUAUAUAAAAAAGUUCAAACUUCUCAUAACACCUUCAGUUAAACUGCUCAUAUGUGUUGUUCUGGGGCGCAUACGCCGUAAUUAUCGGCUCAUAAGAAUUGCGCGCCAACAAAUAUCCCCAUUACAAUGUUUUUUUAAUGAAACAACCAAAAAGUUUCUGCCCCGAGGACGCAAGUCUUUAAAGACCUAAUUCAAGAGCUUUAACAAGCUUCUUUCAGCACGUUUUUUUUUUUUGAGAUAUAAAUACAGGAUGAAAAAAACGAUACCUACCCUUUAGAUUUUUCCGCGAAAGAAAUAUGCCAAUUUCCUUCCUUUCGGAGUUUUUUUUGUUAAUUAGAAAAACCAAUCGUCUUCGUUUUUAGACUUAAUAUUUCUCAAAGUAUAUUUAAAAUCUUUUAAAUAUUUAUCUUUUGCUGUUUUAAAUUUUUUCAACUCGUAAAUAAUAUUCCAAAAGUGUGCAAUGUGUUCACGACGACGAUUAUGAAGGGAUAAUGUUUCAUGUUUAAUUUUGACACUAUAAGUCAAACUCUUCUCAGAAAUAAACAUUAACAAAGUACCUACUUAUAUGAUUAAAAUUGUAAUAAAUUAAAUCAAAGAACAACAAAAUUUUAAUUUAUUCUAGCCAAAAUAAAAUAAAAUAAAAUAAAAGUGUGUUAAAGAGUUUAGCCUAAGGAGUUUCUUAUUAACUUAAAGGUAUCAACCAAGAAAGAGAUAACGACUUAUACCGAGUGAAAAAUAUCUUGUUAUAAAUAAUAUAAAAAAACACACACAUUUAUAAUUUAAAGAAUCAAACAUAUUAAAAAUAUAAGAAGUGGAAUCGAUUGAUUUCGUUUAGUUCAUUCAGUUUUGUUGAUCUGUAUUAAUUUUAAGCAACUCGCCAAGCAAUAGAAGGAUUUAAAAUGGCCCAAGCAGGUGCAAAAUUAAAUGGAAAAAAUUAAAAUUCAACUAUUAAUUAUAAGAAACUUCACAGACCAUAAAUAAAAAAACAAAAUGUUGAAAUAACACAUCGAACAAUAACUAUUGUUUGUUAAGCCUUUUUUGAUAACAAAAUUAAGAUUUGCUUCCGAAGAAAAAUAUUAUAAUUAAUAAAAAACAACAAAACAAUAUAAUAUAAAAGUUAGCCCAUUUCAACUUUAUGAAAAAAUUAGAAACAAAACAAAAAAGUCAACAUAAUUUAAUUGUAUAAAAUAAAAGCUGUGUAAAAUUUACUAUAAAAAUACAUAAAACAUAAAAUAUGCGCGACUUAAAUUAAGAACUCUCAGUACAAACACAUAUUUGAACUCUAAUCAACAAUAAUUAUCGAAUAUUUUUUAGUUAGUGCAAAAGUUGAAUUCAACAAAACAUAAAAUGUAUUUUAAUUAAUACAAAACACAAAAAUCUUUAUAAUAAUAAACAAAAAAUAAUCAUUUCUACCACAGUUCGCCUUAUUAGUGAUUUAAGUUUGGAAGGAAAAUUAUAAAAAAUAGAUCAUCAAACAAUAAUUUGCAAGGGAUACAUAUAUAAAUAUAAAUAUCUUAUAAGAGUAUAAAGUAAUUUAAUUAAAUUUAGUUCAAAAUAAAUAAUAAUAAUAAUAAUCAGAAAAGAACGCACACAUACAUAAAAGCAAUAUAAACAAUAAAUAAUAUAGAAUGUUCACCCAAUUUUUUUAAGAUUAAAACAAUACAAUAAAAAAAUUAGUUAAAAACAAAAAAGCUUAAAAACAAAAAACGAAGACCAACAGAUAAUAAAACCAAACAAUAAAUAGUUAACACCAAAUCACAAUGAUUGAUCCAAGCUCAAGCGAAGAAGAAGCUGAUGAUGAUCCAGGAUUAGGAAAGGGAAGUCGUUCUCAGGGUGGCGGUGCAUCGCAUAAAUCAAGCGGUGCAGCUCAUGGUGGACCCGUUUUAGUUACAACAAAUUUAGAAGUAAGUGCGGCGACACAAAAUGGAGAUUUUACGCCACACGGUUCGCCACAUCAUGGUGGUGGCAGUGCCUUGGAGUCAGGUGGCUCAAGUUCGGUUGCAUCAGCACCAAUGGGUUCCGCACAUCACACUGCAGGUAAAGAGUUUGGAGCUCAUCUACAUUCCGGGGGCGAUGCUUCUGGUAGUCUUGAAGUGCCAGGUGGUGUUCCAAGUAGUAUGACACAUUCAUCAUUUAAAUCGAUAAAUAAAAAUAAAUCGAAUCAUAGAAAUAGUUUUAAUAACCGAAUAUUAUCGCCAUCUAGUGGAAUGGCUCAAGAAACACUCAGUCAAACAAUUGGCUCUUCAAAGGCGAAUUCGCUCCCUAGACCCUUAUCCCCUUCACCAUCAGUGGUAAGCGAGAAAAAUGAUGGUGAUGCACAGGAAAAACAUGAACGAGAAGAAGAAGAACGAAAACGUCGAAUUCAACUUUAUGUUUUUGUAUCGCGAUGUAUAUCAUAUCCAUUCAAUGCGAAACAGCCGACGGACAUGACGAAACGACAAACGAAAAUAGCAAAACACCAAUUAGAAUCAAUAACUGCAAGAUUUCAGGCAUUCUUGAAAGGCGAAACACAAAUAAUGGCGGAUGAGGCAUUUCAGAAUGCUGUACAAAGCUAUCACGAUGUCUUUUUGAAAUCAGAUCGUGUUCAAAAAAUGGUUCAAUCAGGUGCUUGUUCCCAGCAUGAUUUUCGUGAGGUUUUCCGAAAUAAUAUCGAGAAACGAGUGAGGUCCUUACCAGAAAUUGACGGUUUGAGUAAGGAAACGGUUUUGACAUCAUGGAUGGCUAAGUUUGAUAUUAUCCUGAAAGGAACCGGUGAAGAAGAUACCAAGCGGCCAUCAAGAAUGCAACAAUCAUUAAACAGCGAAUUGAUUUUAUCGAAGGAACAGCUUUAUGAUAUGUUUCAACAGAUCCUGAGCGUGAAAAAAUUCGAACAUCAAAUCCUUUUUAAUGCACUGAUGCUUGAUUCAGCGGACGAACAAGCUGCUGCUAUUCGACGAGAACUAGAUGGUCGAUUACAACGAGUCAGUGAAAUGGAACGGAAUCGCAAACUUAUGCCAAAAUUCGUACUUAAAGAAAUGGAAUCUCUUUACAUAGAUGAACUUAAGUCAUCAAUUAACUUGUUAAUGGCUAAUCUGGAAUCAUUACCAGUUUCAAAAGGUUCCAUGGACUCCAAGUACGGACUGCAGAAGUUUAAGCGAUACAACCACAGCACACCAUCAUUUUUCAAAAUGAUUCUACGGUCACAUGGAUCUUUGUCUAAGCUCGAAGGCGAUUCAGCUGAUAGCGAUGCACAAUUAUCAAAGCUGGAUGUUGUUUUGACUUUUCAAUUAGAAGUUAUUGUUAUGGAAGUAAAAGGCCUUAAGUCCUUAGCACCCAAUCGCAUAGUUUAUUGUACGAUGGAAGUUGAAAAUGGUGAGAAGCUUCAAACGGAUCAAGCUGAAGCUUCGAAACCUAUGUGGGAUACCCAAGGUGAUUUUACAACGACACAUCCUCUACCAGUAGUUAAGAUAAAAUUAUAUACGGAAAACCCUGGUAUGCUAGCUUUAGAGGAUAAAGAAUUGGGUAAAUUUAUUAUAAAACCCACACCAUUGUCCUCGAAGUCCCCUGAAUGGCAUCGAAUGACGGUUCCAAAAAAUCUCCCUGAUCAGGAUCUUCGGAUAAAAAUUGCAUGUCGAAUGGAAAGGCCUCUUAACAUGAAGCAUUGUGGUUACCUGUUCGCUAUUGGAAAAACAGUGUGGAAAAAAUGGAAAAAAAGAUACUUCGUUUUAGUGCAAGUGUCUCAAUAUACGUUUGCAAUGUGUAGUUAUAAAGAGAAAAAGUCUGAACCAUCAGAAAUGAUGCAACUUGAUGGAUAUACUGUUGAUUACAUUGAAGGAGCCAGUGCAAAUCUAAUGUUCGGAAUAGACCUGAAUGGAGGCAGAUAUUUUUUCAAUGCUGUACGAGAAGGCGAUAGUAUCGCAUAUGCUUGUGAUGACGAAAACGAAUGCAGUCUUUGGGUUAUGGCUAUGUAUCGGGCAACUGGUCAAUCACAUAAGCCAACACCACCAGUGACACAAGAUAAAAAUUCAGCUAUUUCAAAAAUACAAGGAGAUGCUGACAAAGCGAGAAAACAUGGCAUGGAAGAUUUUAUAAGUGCCGAUCCUUGUACUUUUGAUCAUGCGACGCUAUUUAAAAUUCUACAAAAUCUUACGCUCGAAUAUCGACUAAACGAUCCAUAUGCUUCAUUGGGUUGGUUUAGUCCCGGACAAGUGUUCGUUUUGGAUGAAUACUGUGCACGGUAUGGCGUAAGAGGAUGUUACCGACAUCUUUGCUAUCUUUCCGAUUUAUUAGAUCGAGCCGAAAAGCAAUUUAUGAUUGAUCCAACUUUAAUUCAUUAUUCUUUUGCUUUUUGUGCGAGUCAUGUACAUGGGAAUAGACCAGAUGGAGUUGGUAGCAUAACGCACGAAGAAAAAGAAAAAUUUCAGCAAAUUAAAGAGAGACUGCGUGUUCUUUUGGAAUAUCAAAUAACAAACUUCCGAUUUUGUUUCCCAUUUGGACGGCCUGAGGGUGCUCUCAAGGCGACCUUGUCACUACUCGAAAGGGUUCUUAUGAAAGAUAUUGUGACACCCGUUCCACCAGAAGAAGUGAGACAGAUGAUUAAGAAGAGUCUUGAAACAGCCGCUUUAGUCAACUACACAAGAUUGUCUUCAGAGGCAAAGAUCGAGGAGGAUCUUCGUGGAGAAAUGAUUGUAUCACCUGCAAAAAAACUAGAAGAUCUAACACAUUUAGCCGAAUUAUGUGUGGAUUUAUUACAACAAAACGAAGAACACUAUGCCGAGUUACGCAAAAAUGAGCCGGAUCAAAAAGAUGCAGCUGCAGUUGCAGCAUCUGGCAAUGCAGCUGAUGGUAAUGAUCCAGCAAAUCCCAAUAACAACGCCGCCGCAGCCAAUCAAGCCGCUGGAAAUUCAUCAGGAGGAGCUUCCGGAUCCGGACAAGUUGCAACUGCCCAAGGAGCUCAACCGCCACCAUUUCGAUACUGCAUGCCAACACAUGCGGUCUAUACUGCUCCAGUACCAACGGCAUUUGCAUGGUUCAGUGAUCUACUUGUUGAACAUGCCGAGAUCUUCUGGUCCCUCUUCGCCGUCGACAUGGAUCGUGUGCUAUCCGAACUGCCCCAAGAUACAUGGGAUUCAUUUCCAUUAUUUCAAAUACUUAACGAUUACUUAAGAACAGAUGAUAAUUUAAAAAAUGGUCGAUUCCACCAACAUUUGCGAGAUACAUUUGCUCCAUUAGUAGUACGUUAUGUUGAUUUAAUGGAAUCAUCAAUUGCACAAUCUAUACAUAAAGGAUUCGAGAAGGAAAGAUGGGAAAGCAAAGGACUGAGCUUAGUCAAAAAAGAGAAAGAUAUUGUCUUUUACAUACCCAAGCUACGUAAUGCCGAGGAAGAGCCAACGAGCAAUGGUUGUGCGACUUCAGAAGAUCUAUUUUGGAAACUAGAUGCCUUACAAUCGUUCAUACGGGAUCUUCAUUGGCCUGAUGCCGAAUUUCGACAGCAUUUGGAGCAGCGUCUUAAAUUGAUGGCAUGUGAUAUGGUGGAGCAGUGUUUGCAGCGUUCAGAUGCUGCAUUUCAGUCGUGGCUUAAAAAGAACGUGGCCUUUAUAUCGACAGACUAUAUUAUACCAUCGGAGAUGUGUGCAAUGGUUAAUGUGAUAUUAGAUGCUAAAAACCAAAGCUUUAAACUAUGCACAAUCGAUGGUGUAGAUUUGUACAAAUAUCAUUCAAAAAUUGAUGAUCAAAUUGACAAGGCCAAUGUUGCAAUGACACAAGGCCUUAUUGGUAAACUUAUGUCCGUAUUAGAUUCAACAUUGUCUAAAUUGUCACGUUACGACGAAGGAAGUUUAAUUGGAUCAAUACUUAGUUUCACAAAUGUUUCGAGUUCGGGUAAGGACCUCGGUCAAGGUUAUGUGAACUUUUUUCGCAAUAAUAUGGAUCAAAUUCGUGGAAAAAUAAGUGACGAUUUAUGGACACUUAAUUUCUUCGAACAAUGGUACACGCAGCAAAUUAAUAUGCUUUGUAAUUGGCUAUCUGAACGAUUAGAUCAUGCUUUACACUAUGCUCAAUGUACAUCUUUAUCACAUAUAGUAAAGAAAAUUUACUCGGACUUUGAGCUACAAGGUGUAAUGGAAGAUAAACUUAAUUCCAAAGCCUAUCAAACUGUUGCGCAACGAAUGGCCACUGAAGAAGCUACAUGUGCCCUUACAAUGCCAGAAGGUGGCGAAGGUGAAGAAAUGCUUGAAGAACUUGAUGGUGAAGAAGGUGAACCGGGGACAGGAAAUCAAGGUGGAGCAGCUGGUGGUGGUGGAGGUGGACAGAAACCCAAAAUUGCUGCUGCAACAGCUGCCUUACCACAAAUCGGUGAAGAUGGAAAUGUGGUUACAAAUAUUAGUAAUGUCACUAAUAUGGUUGCAGGGCGAGUCGGAAACAUCUUGGGGAAAGGCAUUGGUGGGCUUAGCUCGAAGCUAGGAGGCGGUGGCUGGUUUUAAGAUAAAGAAAAACAACAAAAAGCAACAACAAAGAAAUCAUAACACACAUAAACAUACUCUCUUUACAUACAUACACUUUUCCAUAUACAUGCCUGCAAAUAUAUAUGUAUAUAUAUAUAUAUAUCUACAUCUAUACCCAUACCUUUAUCUAUAUCUAUAUAUACAUAUGUAUAUACAUAGAUAUAUAUCAUAUACAUAUAUACAUCUAUAUCUUUAUCUACUCGUAUAAAUAGAUAUAUACAUGCAUAUAUAUCUGUAUAUAUUUAUAUAUUUGAACUGCGUAUUUAUCAUUGGUAUGUGUAUAUUAACAAAAACUAAUAAUUUUAAACAAAAAGUAUAUUUAUUCCAAUUUCCUGCUAGCUUCAAAAUUAAAUUAUUAAGAAAUUUUUUAUUGGUUAAACUUGAAUUAUAAAUUACAUAAGAGUUAACCUAAAUCUUUUCAAGGUUGUCAAUAUAAUACCUACAUACAUUAUUAUGUACCACAAUCACCUUACACAGAAAAAGUUAUCAAAAAAACAAAGGAUAGAGCCCAUCAAUCUCUUUAACCUAUACCCUAACGAUUCCUUCUUUAGUAAAAAAAAUAAAUAUGUAUACAAAUUAUGACACACAAAAAUUGGCUCCAAAAAGAAAUCAAAAAUUAAAAAAAAAACUAACCAAUCAAUAAUUUUGUUCUUCUAAAGUGUUAUAUAACAAAAUUAAUAGUUUCUAAUUAUAUACAUUGUUACUUAUUAAGGACUCUGUUCGCUUUGAAAAUAAAAAUAUUAUCGAAAUUAAAUUUACUUAAAUUAAAUUUAAACAAAAAAAAAAAACAAAACUGUAUUCUUAAAAUUUCAAAAGUUUGUUCAUAUAAUCAAAGCCAACAGAUAUUUACAAAUUAUAUCAUACAACUGCAUUUACCUUUUCCCCAUUAUCCGCAUUCAUCCUUCCACUAUUCUGUACAUUUGAAAAAAAAAUGUUGAAACAUCGAAAUAGAAUUACAAUAAGAAAUCCCAAACACAACAAAACGCAUCCCUUGAAAAUCACAUCAUUCAACAUAAUCACACCAAAUCAAACGAGGCACAAGCCAGCUUUUUUGCCGACACAACACUUGUAAUCUUUUAUACGGAAACAGGAAACGAUUAUGCACUGCAAUAUAAGCAAAAGGUUAUUUAUUGAUAUUGAAGUUAAAUUGCAUUUUUUUAAAGCCUUUAAAGUCAUUUUGCUUAGUGUUAAUAUACAUACAUACAUGCAUUUUUAAAUAAUUAUUUUCUGUACAGAAGGUAAUCAUUCCCAACAACCUAAUUUUAUUUUAGUGUAACUUCUCGUUCUAAAAUAUUUAAAAUAAAUACAAUAUUGAAUUGAAAUGAUAAUCCUGAGUCAGUAUAUGCAUGAAUAUUUUUGUAUAGUUAUUUUAAAUGAGUAAUAAUUUUCGUUUUAAAUUUUGUUAAAAAAAAAAAAUAUUUUACUCCUGUAAGCCUUAUAAACCUGGCACUAAUCAAUUUAAAAGUAUAUAAACACGCAAUGCAUAGCAGAGUUACAAAAAAGGAGAAUUCAACGUUUCAAAAACUCAAUGCUGUCUCCGGUCGUUAAAUUAAAGAAGGCUGUACCUAGCUCUGUUCGUCACUAUAAUUUUGAUAGUCAAACAUUUUAGAUCACUUUGUACCAGUAUCUCUUCUUUAAUCGUUCCAUAUUUUUCUAAAGCUCGCACUUUGUUUAAACUUUUAACAUGUUAAGGGUAUUAAUGAGCCCUUGAGUGCCAGCUAAUCAUAAAAAAGUGCUUAUUGCUUUUCCAAAAAAUAUUACACAUAAAUGUAAAUAAAUAUUAUAUUCAUCAACUUAUAACCUGGAAUGAUAAAUUCUUGCAAGUUAAUGAUCAAUUACUUUAAACUGCAAUUUCAAAGUACUUUCCCUCAAGAACUUGAAAAAAGCCAAUACUAUUUUAUUUAACAUGUGUUUAUUAAGUGCAUUUUUUCGAUUAUAAUUACAAAUAAUUGAAAUGCAUGUAUAUUUUUAAUUGCAAUUGCAAGGUAUUAAAAUGUAUAGUUUUUCAAUUACAUUGCAAUCACUUAUAAUUGUAAUGGAAACAAUUUUACUUACUCGUACUAAUUACUUCAAUUGGUAUGAAAGCCGACAUUAAUUACGAAAAUUAAUCAUUAAUUUCCAACUCUGCUGCAUAGGGUAUCAAUGACCGUAGAAUGGGGAUCACUUGGCUUUGAACUUCGACUAUUGUCUUCCGGUGCCUAUGCGUAUAACUACAAUGAAUUCGUUUGAACAAACAAAUACUGACUCUGUCAUAAGAUGUGUAAUUAAUUUAUCACCCAAAGAAACCCUCUGCAUUUGCUUGCACCUUUUGCUCCCGAUACCCUUUUAAAAAGAGUUCACACCCUUUAUAUCUGAUAGCGAAAGAUCUAGGAGCCAAAUAUAUGUCAUUAAACCAACUAAACUCAACACCAGACAAUACACAAUUUCUUUCAUUUUGAGUCUCCUUAUACAAAAUUGAAAAAACAAAUUUAAAAACUUGCAAUUUCCGACUCUUAUGGACCACGGCACUGCAAGAGUGUUGACAAACCAUCAUUAAAUAGUACAAAACACAUACAGUGUAAAUUUAAAAUUGUGGUUACAAGAAUGAUUUUAACCUUUCUAAGGAAAAUAUUCGAAAAUUAUAUAUUUUUUAUAUUAAUUGAUUCCAAAGUUCAAAAAAUAUUUAUUUUUAAUUAUUGCUUUAAAUAUUUUUAAUUUACAUAUUCAUUUAAGAAGACUUUCGUGAAUGAGUGGUCCUUGCCAAAAAUUUGGGAUUUGAAAAACAAAAUAAUUUUCGCAUUAAAAGCGAGCAAAUAAAAAAUUAACUUUUGAGUUGGUGACUUUCAUUUGACUUCGAAUUUUCUUCAUUAGAAUAGUACGAACAAAUUAAUUUCACAAAACUGGCAGUUGAAACAUUUUUCAAAAAUUACUUUUGCUUGUAAAAUCGUUAAAUUGUAUUUUUUCUUAUACAGACCCAAAAUAGUAGUUUUAGUUCAGUAAUUUCAUGCUAUAAAAAUUUGUUUUAAUAAUAUUAGAAUUAUUCUUAAAUAUUGGACAUUAUAACCCAAAAGUAUUAGGGUGCAACUACGUUCCCGCCUUUUGUCCAUGGAUGGCUUCAGCAUUAAUUGCUGGUGGCGGAUUUUCACAUAUACAAAAAAUUAUGACACAAGCUUAGACUUAUUUACACACAAGUGAUUUUGUUUUGGUGUCUUUUUAUUUUGGAUGUGUAAAAAUAUCUGGUAUUUUCUUUAAAAUGCGGAAAGUGUUGAUUUUACGCUUUCUUUCGAAUGAAACAACGACUGAAGUGCACAGAAGGCUCCAAAAAGUUUAGGAAGAUACUAUUCUAAGCAUGGAAACAAGGAACAAUAACAUCAUUCUAAAGCAUGUCACUCAAGCUGUCAAAACAGUUUAAACUCAUUUUGAAAUGUUAAAUGCGACGUGCAUCGUCACCGAAAUCAUCAACAGUUCCACUUAUAUGAAGACAUCAACAAAUAUCUUUAUUCUUGGAUAGCCUUAAAAGAUGAACACUUUUACCGUUACGGUGAGAACUUAGUUGCACACUAAAUAAUACCUCAGACUUUUAGAUAUGAAAAUUAUUAUGUAGAUUAGUAAUAGAUAGCUCUGAAUACAAACAAUCAACAAAAAACAUUUAUUUGGUUUUAUUUAAGGCAAACUAAUAUUAAACCUGAGGAAGCAUUCCAGGAAGGACCUCUGAAGCUUUACCGAAUUCAACGAUAAAUCCAUCCUCCUUUCAUAGAAAAAAAAAGAAAACCAAAUACAAAAUUUAAAAAAAUAAUAAUUAUAGUAAUAUUUUAUAAAAAUUAUUACUCAAAACUUAAAACCCAAAAAUAAAAUAGCGGCAAGAUUUAAUUCAUUCACAAUAAAGAACAAAAUAAAAUCAUAUCAGCUCGAUACAAAUAUUUCUUGAAUUGUUACUUAGCUUAUUAUUUUUCUAAGAAAAAGAGAAUAUUGAAAUUUUGCAUAUCGCUGCCUUACUUAUUUAAAUGGAAUAUUCAAUAUAACAAACAAACAGAAUAAACAAAAGUGUUAACAAAAUAAACAUACACACAAAUGUCAAACAAAAAUAUCUCCUUGCAUGUAUAAAAUAGACAACAAAUCUUAUUGCAUAGUUAAAGUGAAACUCUUGAAGUGAAGUAUUUCAAAAUGCAUGAACUUGGUAUCGAUAUGAAAUUAUUUGUAGAUGGUUUGACCCAGGGUUCUUGUCUUCUACUCCCUUUCUAAUAGUAUUCAAAAGUCGAUGAAAUCCUUCUUUAAAAUCAUUUUUGAAUAUUAAAAAAAGGAAAAUACGUUGCACUGGACGUGUGAUACAAAAUUUCGUUUUGCAUUUUACCGAAGUAGUUAGCCUAAUCGUUGUAAAUAAUUUUAGGGUAAUAUUUGCGUUAAGUUUACCACAAUAUUCGAAUGAAUUAAUUGAAUGAAACAAAUUCAAUCUUAGCCUCCCUUAGCUCGCAGUCUUGAAUAAUAAGCUAUCAGGUUUGAAAAUCAACAUAGACAUGGAAUUAUUUUGUACUUGUUUUCCUCGGCAAAAAUUGUGCUGAUCAAUCGCAAUAUAAACCAAAGGACCAAGUUUAAACCUUACAACCUAAUACACAUAAGGUUAUGGACUUUUUUGUUUUGUAUGAGUUUAAAAGUACCUUAACAUACAGUUGCUAAGAAUGUUUUUUGAGUACAUGCAAAUCUUCAUAUAAUAUUAAUAAAUUAAAAACUUUUACACAUUCAAUAUAUUUUUUUAGAAAUUGACAGAUUUUUUUCUAUAUUAAGGUCUUGUUCGAUGUUCUCCGCUCAGGUCACGCUAGGGAAUGUCAACUAACCAUAAAAUAGUAAUUGAUUCUUAAAAGAAAAUUAAUACAUAGGAACUUCUUUUCAGCCUAUUUUGAAAAAAUAACACGGGCUUUUUGGCAUAUAAAACAUAAACUACUAUAUGGCCAUCUGAAUUACUAUUUUUCUUUAGGAACCUAAAGUCUCUGAGAAACGAAAAUCAAAAAACAUAAAAACAGAUGAAGACCUAGACGAAGGGAGAUUGUCCACUUUCAAGCUCUGCGUUCAUUUAUGAAAGUGGUAUGAAAUCGACUACAAUAUUUGGCUCAAAUGGUAGUUUGAAUUUAAACUUAUUUAGAAAUUUAUUUCAAAAUGUUCAAAGUUAUUCAGAAACCAACAAUAAUAUAUAUAAAUAAAUUUUGGAAUUCAAGUUUUUAUAUUUUAAAUACAAUAUGUAAUUUUAGUUCACUUUUUAAAUAACUAUAUUGUAGUAAAAUAAAUCUAAAUUUCCCCUUACUUUGACGGACACUUUACGGCGGAACAAAUAAUUCGAGAAUUGAGCGAUACAAAAAUGUUUAGCUCGCAUAAAUUGAAUUUUCCGGUAAAAGAAGUCUAAUUUUAGCGUUAAAUUGAAAAGCUACAAUUAUUGGAAUUGAAAAAGUUAAAUUCUUUUGAGAAUUUUGACAGUAAUAGAAUUAUUGAAUAACAUAUUUCACUCACAUAACGUGUUCAAUCUUCAGUUUAAUGUGAUGCUACUUUCAUUAAUGAACGCUCUGGACUCAGGCUUAACAUAAAGCCAUCUCCGUUAAAAACCUUAGCAUGAUAGUGCACAGACCUCGAACAAACCUACAUAUCAUGUACAGUGAUUAAAGACUAUCUAAAUAUUAUUUUUAUUUAAUUCUUAGAUACCCAACAUUAAGAAAGCAAUAUACACAAAUAUUACAAAACACAGAUAAUACACUCGCAGCAUCCAAAUAAAUACAAAUAUUUUCUAUCGACACUUACAAAUAUAAACAAAUAAUAAAUUUAUACUUAACACCAAACUACAAUAAAACAUCAAUAUUAAAAAUUAAAAGCACACUCCAUUAAAACGAACACAAAGAAUGCAACCACAUACCAAAGUAAAGCUGCGAGUUCAAUGUUGUCUUUAGUUUAUUUUUUUAAAUUUUAAAAUGUAAUUUAAA